AAUACUUUCGGCUUCGCGCAUGCGCGCUACAUCAUCCACCUUUAAAGCAUGUCAACAAACACAACGUGACCUCGUACCGAAGCUUCCUCGCGUCUCAGUUAUGAUCGUGUAUGUCCGCUUUAACUCCAGUCAUCCCGUGGCGGUGGAGGUGGAAGAAGGGACAAGUGUAUCCGAGCUGAAGGAGACGGUGGGACGGUUGCAAGGUGUUCAGCCUGAUCAGCUGCGGGUUAUUUUUGCUGGAAGAGAGCUCAAUAGUGAUUCCACCUUAAAGGCUUAUGAUCUGCCAGAGCAGAGCACAGUACAUGUGGUGUUACCUCCAGCUGGUUCCAUACGUCGCUCCGAGCUGGUGCUGCAGCGCAGACUGAGCAGAGGAAUAGACAGUCUGACCAGACUGGACCUCAGCGCCUCAAGACUGCCUGCCACCUCCACUGGCCUCGCUGUCAUCCUGGAGAAUGAAGACUCGGACACGCAAACAGAGCCCAAACCACACAGCACUUUCUAUGUCUUCUGUAAAACGGCGUGCAAGUCUGUUCAGCCAGGGAAACUGCGUGUACGCUGCCAAAACUGCAAGCAAGGAACUUUUACACUGAGCCGGGGACCCUCAUGUUGGGAUGAUGUCCUUCUUCCAAAUAGGAUUCAUGGUGUGUGCCAGUCAGAAGACUGUGAUGGACGAGUGGCGGAGUUUUACUGGAAGUGUGCGGCUCAUCCCACUUGUGAUGACGACACAUCGGUUGCACUGGAUUUGAUCAUGACCAAUGUGCACCACGUCCCCUGCAUCGCCUGCACUGACGUUAUGAGUCCUGUUCUGGUGGCUCAGUGUGCCGAGCGUCAUGUGAUCUGUCUGGAUUGUUUCCACGUGUACUGUGUGACCCGACUGAACGAUCGACAGUUCAUCCAUGACCCUGCGGUGGGCUACUCACUCCCCUGUGCUGCUGGAUGCCCGGACUCCCUCAUUAAAGAGUUACAUCAUUUCCGGAUCCUGGGAGAUGAGCAGUAUGAACGGUACCAGCGCUAUGCGGCGGAGGAGUGCUUGCUGCAGAUGGGGGGAGUUCUGUGCCCUGCUCCAGGCUGUGGGGCGGGUCUCUUCCUUGAGGAUGACCGCAGGAGGGUGCAGUGUGAACUGAAAGAUGGCCUUGGAUGUGGGUUUGUGUUCUGUCGGGACUGUAAGGAGGAGUACCAUGAAAGCGAGUGUAGACUGCAGUCUGCCACUGCAACAGGAGGUCCCAUGCAGGGUUAUGUGGUUGAUGAAGAUGCUGCCCUGAGGUCCCGUUGGGAACAAGCCUCACAGGACACUAUAAAAGAAACAACACGGCCCUGUCCCAAAUGCAGAGUCCCUGUGGAGAAGAAUGGUGGCUGUAUGCACAUGGUGUGUCCUCGAGUGCACUGCAAGUUCGAGUGGUGCUGGCUGUGCCGUGUGCAAUGGAACAGAGACUGUAUGGGCAGCCACUGGUUCGGAUGAGCCGCUGUAUAUGCCAUGUGUACCUGUGUAUGUGAAUAAAAAUUACAGACCAAUGGUCUGUAUUUGUCUGUAUCGUAUUGCACAUUAAAUCCUAUUCAAUUUAUUUAAA
Molecule: messenger RNA, 1568 nt
Organism: Silurus meridionalis
Lineage: Eukaryota; Metazoa; Chordata; Actinopteri; Siluriformes; Siluridae
Gene: prkn
Product: parkin RBR E3 ubiquitin protein ligase
Exons: 12
Coding region: 20-1459 (479 amino acids)
Biological process (GO): protein polyubiquitination; autophagy of mitochondrion; positive regulation of proteasomal ubiquitin-dependent protein catabolic process
Cellular component (GO): cytoplasm; Golgi apparatus; cytosol
Molecular function (GO): ubiquitin protein ligase activity; zinc ion binding; ubiquitin conjugating enzyme binding
Source: RefSeq, a predicted model, not a curated record